CUCUCUCUCUCUCUCGGUAUCACUGCAGAGCUGAGCUGCAGGGGCAGCAGAGGCAGAGAGAAGAGAGAGCUCUAACUCCCGAUCAGUGAGACACAGACAGACAGACAGACAGGCAGACAGAGAGACAGGCACACAGACACACCGCCGGACCAUCAUGGACUGGAUCAGGACAGAGAACCCCGUCUCCGGAUGAGACAGGACCGCCUGGCUUCUGUUUUUUGGGGGGACUUUGCUAUAGAUACGUGGAAUAACCGACAACCCAUUGGGAGAUUUAACCCCGUGCUACCCGUGAUGGAAUAUUUACACUCUUCUCAUUUUCUAGAUUUCCUCGUCUUCUCUUCCUCCCCCUUCUCUUCCUCCACCACCUCCACCUCCUCUUCUUCAUCAUCUCACAUUUUGACACGUUGCUGAAGAUGCGCACGAAUGCGUCUUUUGCGCACUUCCAUUGCGACCGCCACUGACAGCCCCCGUGCUUUAUAACCUUUUGAAACCUUUUUUUUUUUAAGAACCGACAAGGGAGAGGGGAGAAGGAAAGAGAGAGAGGGAGCCGAGCGAGCGAGGUGUGAAUUGAAUUGAACGCGGUGCUGGUCUCAUGUUUCUCGCCUAGGGCCCGGAUGUACCGAGAGAUGCACCGGUGCGUUUUCCCAACCGGUUCCGCCGAAAGCUCUCUCUUUUUUCUCGCCUUCACCUCCAUCAUGGGGAUUAGGUAAUAUUCACUCCAUCCGAAGAAACCCUCCCCAUAAAUAAGAAUAACGGAAUACCCCAAAACUGUCCGCUUCAGACAGUUCUUUCUUCUUUUUUCCCCUUUUUUAAUUUCUUUAUUUUUGGGGGGCUUUUUUCCCCCUCUUGUUAUUUUCCCUCCUCCUCUCCAGUUUUUUCCUCUCUCGCUCUCUCUCUCUCUUCCAUUCACCCAUAGGGAUAACGCCGGACUACAUUUAUGGUAAAUGAAAGCAAAAACAUGUACAUCCCGGAGGACACCCUUGAGAACCAUCAAGGCUCCGACUACUCUCCCCCUGCCCCGCUUCCUCGCCCUCCUCCCCCCGGCCUGACCAACGAGCACAGUGGCAGUGGUAGCCACAGCGACCAUGAUGGAGGAGGGGGCGGGGUCAACCACGGGGUCGGCAUUGUGGGCCUGGCCCCGGAGCACAUCCCCACACCGGGGGCGGCCCUGAGCUGGCAGGCGGCCAUCGACGCCGCGCGGCAGGCGAAGAUGAUGGGCAAUGCCGCAUCGAGCGGAGGGGCGGGGCUUGGGUCGGGAGGGGGCGGGCCCAUAUCCACGGCCAGCUCCACGCAAAGGAAGAGACAACACUAUAGCUCCAAGCCCAAGAAACAGACAACGACGACAGCCACAAGGCCGCCACGGGCCCUACUCUGUCUCACACUCAAGAACCCCAUCCGCAGGGCCUGCAUCAGCAUCGUAGAAUGGAAACCAUUUGAGAUCAUCAUCCUGAUGACCAUUUUCGCCAACUGUGUGGCCUUAGCUGUCUACAUCCCCUUCCCCGAGGAUGACUCGAACGCCACCAACUCCAACCUGGAGCGUGUGGAGUAUCUGUUCCUCAUCAUUUUCACGGUAGAGGCAUUCCUGAAGGUAAUAGCCUACGGUCUGCUCUUCCACCCAAAUGCCUAUCUGAGGAACGGCUGGAAUCUGCUGGACUUCAUCAUCGUAGUCGUAGGGUUAUUCAGUGCGAUCUUGGAGCAGGCCACCAAGGGGGAUGGCGCCACUCCUAUUGGAGGGAAGGCAGCAGGCUUCGAUGUCAAGGCUCUGAGAGCUUUCAGAGUACUCAGACCCCUCAGACUGGUCUCUGGAGUACCCAGUUUACAGGUAGUGUUGAACUCCAUAAUCAAAGCCAUGGUUCCUCUGCUCCACAUCGCCCUGCUGGUCCUCUUCGUCAUCAUCAUCUACGCCAUCAUCGGCCUGGAGCUCUUCAUGGGCAAGAUGCACAAGACCUGCCGUUACGAGCAUAUAGGCACCAAAGCGGAAGAAAAGCCGGCACCGUGUGCACCUGACGGAGCUUAUGGUCGGCACUGUAUGCAAAAUGGAACUGAGUGCAAAGGGGGAUGGGAGGGCCCAAACGACGGAAUCACCAACUUUGACAACUUUGCCUUUGCCAUGUUGACGGUUUUCCAGUGUAUAACCAUGGAGGGCUGGACGGACGUGCUGUACUGGAUGCAGGAUGCUAUGGGCUAUGAGCUGCCAUGGGUCUAUUUUGUCUCUCUCGUCAUCUUCGGCUCCUUUUUCGUUCUCAAUCUCGUUCUGGGGGUGUUGAGCGGAGAGUUUUCCAAGGAGAGGGAGAAGGCCAAGGCACGUGGUGACUUCCAGAAACUCAGAGAAAAACAGCAACUAGAGGAGGACCUCAAGGGCUAUUUAGACUGGAUCACUCAGGCUGAAGACAUUGACCCAGAGAAUGAAGAGGAGGGCAUGGACGAUGACAAACCUAGAAACCGAGUGUCUCCAGCCCACCUGGGUAAGAAGACCAGUAAGCUUGCCUGGUUCAGUCACUCUACUGACUCUCAGGACGUGAGCAUGCCGGCCAGUGAGAAUGAAUCAGUCAACACAGACAACGCCCCCGGGGGAGACGUGGAGGGGGAGACCUGCUGUACCCGGCUAGCAAAUAGGAUCUCCAAAUCCAAGUUCAGUCGAUACUCUCGGAGGUGGAACAGGCUGUGUAGGAGGAAGUGCCGGGCAGCGGUCAAAUCACAGGUUUUCUAUUGGCUGGUCAUCUUCCUGGUUUUCCUCAACACUCUGACCAUCGCCUCUGAACAUCACCAGCAGCCUCAGUGGCUAACCGAUGUACAAGACAUAGCCAACAAGGUGUUGCUAGCACUCUUCACUGGUGAGAUGCUGUUGAAGAUGUACAGUCUGGGUCUGCAGGCAUACUUUGUUUCGCUCUUCAAUCGCUUUGACAGUUUCGUAGUAUGUGGAGGAAUUCUUGAGACCAUUCUGGUGGAAACCAAGAUCAUGUCUCCUCUCGGCAUCUCUGUGUUACGUUGCGUACGCUUGCUGCGAAUCUUUAAAAUAACCAGAUACUGGAACUCCUUGUCCAACUUGGUGGCCUCCCUGCUAAACUCUGUUCGCUCCAUCGCUUCCCUGCUGCUCCUGCUCUUCCUUUUCAUCAUCAUCUUCUCCCUGCUCGGUAUGCAGCUGUUCGGGGGAAAAUUCAACUUCGACGAGACCCGACGUAGCACCUUUGACAACUUUCCCCAGUCUCUGCUCACUGUGUUUCAGAUCCUAACAGGGGAGGACUGGAACUCUGUGAUGUAUGAUGGUAUCAUGGCAUACGGUGGACCGUCCUUUCCCGGGAUGCUGGUCUGCAUCUACUUCAUCAUCCUCUUCAUCUGUGGAAACUAUAUCCUCCUGAAUGUCUUCUUGGCCAUCGCUGUGGACAAUCUGGCAGACGCUGAGAGCUUGACAUCCGCACAGAAAGAAGAGGAAGAGGAGAAGGAAAGGAAAAAACUGGCCAGGUUGGCCAGUCCAGAGAAGCGCCAUAACAACGAGAAGCCGCCUCUGGAGGAGGAGAAGAAGGAGAAGAUAGAGCUGAAGUCCAUCACUUCUGAUGGAGAGACCAACACUGCUACUAAGAUUAACAUGGAUGAGUACUGUGGAGAUGAGAGUGAAGAGAAGAACCCAUAUCCUGCCAAUGAUUACAUAGGAGACGAUGACGACGAUGAGCCAGAGAUGCCAGUAGGCCCUAGGCCACGGCCACUCUCCGACAUUCAGCUGAAGGAGAAGGCCAUUCCCAUGCCCGAGGCCCGCGCUUUCUUCAUCUUCAGCCACACCAACAAAUUCAGGGUUCUGUGCCAUAAGAUCGUCAACCACAACAUCUUCACCAACCUCAUCCUCUUCUUCAUCCUGCUCAGCAGCAUCAGUCUGGCAGCUGAGGACCCGGUCAAAAAUGACUCUUUCAGAAACCAGAUCCUGGGCUAUGCAGACCAUGUCUUUACUGGACUCUUCACCAUAGAGAUCAUUCUUAAGAUGACAGCCUAUGGAGCCUUCCUCCAUAAAGGGUCAUUCUGUAGAAACUAUUUCAAUAUUCUGGACCUGGUGGUGGUCAGUGUGUCCCUCAUCUCGUCUGGGAUACAGUCCAGUGCAAUUAAUGUGGUGAAGAUCCUGAGAGUUCUCCGAGUGCUCAGACCUCUGAGGGCCAUCAACAGAGCCAAGGGACUAAAGCAUGUCGUGCAGUGUGUGUUUGUGGCCAUCAGGACCAUCGGCAACAUUGUCAUCGUCACCACGUUGCUGCAGUUCAUGUUCGCCUGUAUUGGAGUACAACUCUUUAAGGGCAAGUUCUUCUCCUGUACCGACAGCUCUAAACAAACUCAGGCAGAUUGCAGAGGUUCCUACAUUAUGUACAAGGACGGUGAUGUGGGGAAGCCUGAAAGAGCCCAGAGAUUGUGGGAGAACAGUGACUUUAACUUUGACAAUGUCCUCCAAGGCAUGAUGGCCCUAUUUGCUGUGUCUACCUUUGAGGGCUGGCCAGGGCUACUGUACCGAGCCAUAGACUCUCAUGCUGAGGACGUCGGGCCCAUCUACAACUACCGCGUAGUCAUCUCCAUCUUCUUCAUCAUCUACAUCAUCAUCAUCGCCUUCUUCAUGAUGAACAUCUUCGUCGGUUUCGUCAUUGUCACAUUCCAAGAGCAAGGAGAGCAAGAAUAUAAGAACUGUGAGCUGGACAAGAACCAGCGUCAGUGUGUGGAGUAUGCUUUGAAGGCACGUCCAUUGCGACGCUACAUCCCCAAGAACCCCUACCAGUACAAGGUGUGGUAUGUGGUCAAUUCCACCUACUUUGAGUACCUGAUGUUCACACUCAUCCUUCUCAACACCAUCUGUCUGGCCAUGCAGCAUCAUGGUCAGACCAUAAAUUUCAACGAUGCCAUGAACAUCCUCAACAUGCUCUUCACCGGACUCUUCACUGUGGAGAUGAUCCUUAAACUGAUCGCCUUCAAACCCAGGGGGUACUUUAGUGAUCCCUGGAAUGUGUUUGAUUUCCUCAUCGUAAUUGGCAGCAUAAUAGACGUCAUUCUCAGUGAGAUCAACCCAGCUGACUCCUCCUCGUCCUCGUCCUCCUCCUCUUCGUCCUCCUCCUCCUCCUCCUCUUCCUCCUCUCACCCCCCUGCGGUAAGGCCAAUGGGACUGCAGAACUCUGAAGAGAACGCCAGGAUCUCCAUCACCUUCUUCCGGCUGUUCCGCGUGAUGAGGCUGGUGAAGCUGCUGUCUCGCGGGGAAGGGAUUCGGACCCUGCUGUGGACCUUCAUCAAAUCCUUCCAAGCACUGCCCUACGUAGCUCUGCUUAUAGUGAUGCUAUUCUUCAUAUACGCUGUCAUCGGCAUGCAGAUGUUUGGUAAAAUAGCGCUGCGGGACCACACGCAGAUCAACAGGAACAACAAUUUCCAGACGUUCCCUCAGGCAGUUCUGCUGCUCUUCAGAUGUGCAACAGGUGAGGCAUGGCAGGAGAUCAUGCUGGCAUGCUCGCCCAACAAGCCGUGUGAGAAAGGAUCGACCAAUGAGAACAACUCGGCCAAUGAGGACUGUGGCAGCCAGUUUGCCAUCAUUUACUUUGUCAGCUUCUACAUGCUCUGUGCCUUUCUGAUCAUCAACCUGUUUGUGGCUGUCAUUAUGGACAACUUUGACUACUUGACGCGUGAUUGGUCGAUCCUGGGGCCACAUCAUCUUGAUGAAUUCAAGAGGAUCUGGGCUGAAUAUGACCCAGAAGCUAAGGGGAGGAUAAAGCACCUGGAUGUGGUGACUCUGCUGCGGAGAAUCCAGCCUCCCCUAGGCUUUGGAAAGCUCUGUCCACACAGGGUGGCCUGCAAGCGUCUGGUGUCAAUGAACAUGCCUCUGAACAGCGAUGGAACGGUGAUGUUUAACGCCACACUGUUUGCUCUGGUCAGAACCGCACUCAGGAUCAAGACAGAAGGUAACCUGGAGCAGGCCAAUGAGGAACUAAGGGCAAUAGUGAAGAAGAUCUGGAAGAGAACCAGCAUGAAGCUCUUGGAUCAAGUAGUGCCCCCUGCUGGUGAUGAUGAGGUAACAGUCGGGAAGUUCUACGCUACCUUCCUCAUCCAGGAAUAUUUCCGCAAGUUUAAGAAGAGGAAAGAACAAGGGCUGGUGGCCAAGGUGGCCCCCAAAACUGCCCUCUCUCUGCAGGCUGGCCUGCGGACAUUGCAUGACAUUGGUCCAGAGAUUCGGAGGGCCAUCUCUGGAGACCUGACCGUGGAGGAGGAGCUGGAUAAAGGCUUGAAGGAGCCUGUGUCAGCUGCGUCCGAGGACGAUAUCUUCAGGCGUACUGGUGGGUUGUUCAGCAACCACGUCAACUACUACAACCAGAGCGAUGGCCGCAGUUCCUUCCCGCAGUCCUUCACUACCCAGCGUCCCUUGCACAUCAGCCAGAAGGGCUCCCCUUGCGAAGGCGAGAGCCCGUCCCAUGAGAAGCUCAUGGACUCUACCACUUUCACCCCUUCCUCUUACUCUUCAUCAGGCUCCAACGCCAACAUCAACAAUGCCAACAACACUGGCAUGGCUGGGGUGACGACCCAGGGAAUCAGUCGAUUCCCAAGCCCGUCCAUAAGCACUGUGGACGGGCACACAGGACAGCCGCUCACUCCCAUCCUGCUGCCAAGAUCCGCGUGGUGCUUUCCUCCAAAGAGGACGUGUUUUUAUGACACCCUCAUGCGCUCGGACUCAAGUGACAGCCGUCUACCAAUCAUCCGGAGAGGCGAGGGGUCAACGGAGGAGACGUAUGAUGAGAGCUACGGCGACGACAGGGAGUACCACGAGGACGACCACUCGCUCUCCUCUGACAUGCUGGUGUAUCAUGAUGACACAUGUAAGCAGUUGACUCCCAUGGAGGAAGGAGAGGAGGUAGAGGACAGAAGAGGAGGAGGAUGGCAGUCUCCCAGGAGAGUCUUCCUCUGUCCCACUUCUCUGGGGCGGAGAUCAUCCUUCCAUCUCGAGUGUCUCAGAAGACAGUCAAGGCCAGACGUCUCCCAGAAGACGGCUGUACCUCUACACCUUGUACAUCAUCAGGCUCUUGCAGUCGCAGGGUUGAGUCCUCUGUUAAGAAGGAGUCACUCACCUACCCUGUUCAGCCGGCUGUGCUCCACGCCUCCAGCCAGUCCCACAGCCCAUGGCAGUGAUGCCUCCUACCAGCGAGUGCCCUCUCUGAGGCUAGAGGGCUCCAACUCCCAUGAAAAGCUCAAUACCAGCUUGCCCUCUGUCAACUGUGGGCCCUGGUACAGCGACAGUAAUGGGAAUAGCCGGGUGCCCAGUCCUAGCCCCAGCGUGUCCAAUCAAAGACCACCACGGCCGGUGUCGCUCACAGUGCCCUCGCUACUGGGAAAAGACUCCAGCUCACUGUCUCACGGCAGCGCAGGCAGUCUGGUGGAGGCGGUGCUAAUAUCAGAGGGUUUGGGUCAUUUCGCCCAGGACCCCUCGUUCAUUGAGGUGACCAAAGCCGAGUUGGCUGAUGCCUGUGACAUGACCAUCGAGGAGAUGGAGCACGCCGCCAACAACAUUCUCAACGGCAACGCGGCCACGAAAGCCACAUCUAGCACCUCUUCCACCUCCCAGCACAGCCCCAACGGCACCCUCCUCCCCUUCCCCACAGCAGCAGCAGCAACGCACAGGGACCAAGUGGUCAGCGAGGGCGGGGAAGAGGCCGGAGGAAGCAGAGGCUCCGUCCAUGGGCCGUCCUCAGUGGAGGAGCGGCAGGAGCUGCUAGCAGGGGGGAGGGGACGAGAAGAGGAGGAGGAAGAGGCGGAAGGGAAGGAGGAGGAGCACCACAGAAGUUCGGUUGUGAUUGGAGGAGCACGGCAGAGGAACAGCGGGCUGUUGGAGGACGAGGAUAUGGAGUGUGUGACGAGUUUGUAGGAGUCGGCUUGACGGGUUCGAUCGGCCGACUGGCCCCUCUGACAUCAUCAGAGACUGACGCUUGUCAGUGCUGGGUAACAGCGCCGCAGCUGGCUCUGUCUGUCCCCGCCCCUCACACACACACAGACACACACACACACACACACACACACACACACACACACUGUCUGCCUCUCUGCCAGACAUAACCGCUCUGGACACUGGCGGCCAGUGACGCAACCUUAAACACCUGGUUAUGACUAUGUUUGUUUAUAUGAGUUUGUAUGUGUGUGAAUAUUUGUAGUAAAGUAUACCACACUAUACUCUAUACUAUCUGAGUGUAUGCUUGUGUGUGUGCGUGUGAUCUAUGAUUUUCUCUAUUUGUACGUGUACGUGAGUGCGUGUGUUCUCCACACGUGUCUGAGUGUGUCUCUAAAGUGCCUCACAGUUUUAUCAUGUCCUCAAAGUGUGAAGAGCUGAAAAGUAGAGACAAGCAAAAAAAAGUGAGGGGAAAGUAGGAAUGGAGGAACUGUAGAAAGGAAACAACAGAAGCAGGAAGUCCUUUUAUGGAUUUCCUGCAGUCGACAUAGUGUGUUUAUUGUUUUCAUUUCCUCUGCCUACUUUGGUGUUGUGUUAUUGUUGUUUGUCUGGCCGCCAUGAAGCCAGGUAGGGGACAGCAGACCAGCUUGUGGAGGGGGUCAGUUAAGGAUUCAAAUCUGACCACACCCACUUGAGGUCAAAGGUCAACUCCUCCUUCUUGGUUCACUGAUGAUGAAGCGCUGUAUUGAGUAAACGGGGGCAAGGAAAACCCUGUUUGAAAUCUCAUUUCUCUUCCUCUUCCAAAGCUAAGGAACCUUGGAGCACAGCCCUGCCAGCCUGGGGGUCGGAUUAAGGUGAACCGCCACCCCCAGCCAAAGGGGGGGAAGGAUUUGAGGGAUGGACCAACAGCCACAACAGGCCUGCUGUAGGGGGCCACGGGCAGAGAGAGACACUCUCUGGCCCACAGGAAGCUAGCCAGCUCUUUUAUCCGCUGGUUAAUAAGAUGCCAGCGAGAGACAAACUCGCCUCGUCACCUUGAUCUGGCUUCGCCUCCUCUGCCGCUUUUCCUCUUUUGGCCACACCCACUUCCUGCCCCAAACAGGAAAUGGGAGGAGCAUUUGGUGGCUAAGCAGAGACAGCGAGCCCCCCUUUUCUGCCUCAUACCUCGCCGUUCCUCACUCCUCCCUCUCUCCUUCCUCCCUCCUCUUUGGUUAUUCCACCAUCCGUCUCCCUCCAUCGCUGGGUUUUUGCUUUUUCAGCCCUCGGGAGGUGAGUGUGUCGAACAGGGCAACAGAGAUGGAGGGUGGAGGAGAGAACGGGAGUGACCGAUUGAAAUGAAAACAGACUCUGGGCAUGGAUCUACAGAGGAUCUGUCCGUCAAUCAACCUCACUUCCUUCUCCAAAACCCUCCUCUUCCUCUCAGCGUGGAAUCCUAUUGGAUUUGCUGCCACACACUCUCUCUACAGACCACGCCCACUAUGUAUUUAACAGUUCAAUAUUGUGCAAAACUGGCUAGCCAUGACUAUUUUGUUUUAUAUUCAUGAUGUUAUUGGUUUAAUUUAUCCUUGAUUUGUUUGCACAAUCGGGGUGCUGGUCUUAUAAAUGUAUUUUUGCUCGGUUUAUUUUAGGAGAAUUUUAAGAGGUUUUAAGUAUCGAAGCAGGGCGUAGUGUUUGCGUGCGAGUGUAUAACUAUAUUUGUGCGUGCGGGUGUGUGUCUGCGUUUUAGUACAGGAUGUAUGUGUGUACGAAUGUGUGAGAUAGUGUGUAUCUAAAAGGGGGGUCUUUCUCUCUAUCAGUAUGCACCUUUUACAGAUUGUAUCUAUUUAUUUAUUUAUUUUUCCCAGAAGAGAAAAAAAUGCGUGUGAGGAUGUACGUUUGUAUGUGCGUGCGUGCCUGUGUUCGAGUGGUUACUUAUGUAUCCUAAAAAGCUUAUUUUAAGCCUAGACAGUAAAUUAAGGUAGCAUUACAAGUAUGGUAUUGUUUGUGUGUGUGUGUGUGUGUGUGUGUGUGUGUGUGUGUGUGUGUGUGUGUGUGUGUGUGUGUGUGCGUGCGUGUGCGUGCGUGUAAGGGUGUGUGUGUGCGUGUGUGUGUGUGUGUGUGUGUGUGAUAAUGGGCCUCCUUAACACAGGGUUACCAUGGACAGGCAUGCUUCCAAAGCUUUGUGAUUUCUUUAGCACGGUUUUUACUUUUUAGCCAAGCUGCAGAGUCAGAAGCCACUCUAUCUUUAAAAAAUUAGUCAUCACAUCAUUUUCCUUUAAUUUUUCUGUUUAGAGGUAGUUAGGCGUAAGGUCUCCAGCGAGGUCAGAGUGACGGUUACGUUUACAGCGGUGAUGAGUUUCGGCAUUGCAGCUUGGCCAGAAGGUAAUGAGCCUUUUGGCAAUUGCUGCUUUUCUUCUUUAUGGUGGAUGGUUGCUCUGAAUGGUAGAAGCACCAAAUUCAUACUGCCACAGUGACGCCUCGUGAAUGAACUGGGGGGGUGGAUGACGCUCUGAUCGCUCGGCUGUAACACACCGUAAUCACAUGAGUUCACCAUUUAAUCGUAGUUUAAACUCCAAAUGAACUAUUAGGGCUGGUGUACAGAUGCUGCAAGACUUCAGGUCUGCUCAUAUCACAAAACCUUAUGAUUUAUUGUCAUUGUUAGAAAUAAAACAGUUCCUUGUCUGUAAUAUCAUUUACUGGUAAAAAAUUAAGUACUGAAAAAAUUAUACUACAAAUUUACUGGUAAUUGAUAAGAUGUGAUAAUUGGUUGGUUACCGUGAUACAUUAUUGGAUACGGAUCAGAAAACUGUCAGUUUGGAGGGAAGUUGCAUCCUGGAUGAUCCCCUGGUGUAAUUUUUGUCUUUUAAUUUUUUUGUAACAGAUUUUAGGUAGCAUGCUGACAACUUUUUAUUGAACUUUCUCUAUUAUGGCACAGGUAUGGACCUCAGGCCUCAGUACAUUACACAGGGCACAGGUCUUUCUUUGCUAUUGUAUCUUCUCCAAAAAAAAAAAAAACAUUCCUAAUGUCAGUAUCACAUCCUUGGUACCAACUGUCACAUUCAUUAAACUACUUCAUAGUAUUUAAAGCUGAAUGAUUCAGCUUUCUGAAAUGUUAAGUUACAAGUUAUACUAACCACUCAAAAUUUGGAAGAUAAUUGUUGUUACCACCACAAUCCGGACGCAAACUCAGCUAGACAUUAGGAUAGUAAUGAAAGUCUUAUCUUACCAAACCAGUGCUAACAUGCAUAUCCAUCUAAUAAUUUUAUGUUAAGGUUAUAGCAUUAAAAACGGCACUUUUGAACUCUUCUAUUAGCUCUAACAAAUCCAAAUAUGUUGAAGUAGCCUAGGACAAUUCAAGAAAUACAUUUAAAAUAUAUAUUCUAUAAUUUAUUUCUAAAAAUGUCAUGUUGAAAAGACACUGAAGUCCUACCCAGAGACACUAUUACAUCGACUUAUAGCCAUUAGUUUUCACUUUAAUUUCCCAUUAAGGACUACCUGCUGAGCUCUCAUUCCUACAUGUUAAGCAGAGCAGGUUUGUGGCAGGGAAGGGUAUGCAUGAACACACUGCCAUACACUGCAUCCUGUGCCAGUAACAGACUUCUGACAUUAUUAUGCAAACUAAAUGUGAAUGUUGAACGUGUUUUUAGCGGCAGUGCUGUUGUUGUUUUGUGGUUAUGAUCAUACUGCGAACCCUGAAGAAGUCUGUGUUGUCAAAGGAAAUACCCUCCCUGACAUUUAAUCUGUUGUUGUUGUUGUUGUUGUUUUUUCAUAUCCAGGAUCCUUUGGCUUUGUGAAAUAUCUCUCCAUCAUUUCUUUCUUUCCUUCAGUUUUUCUAAAAGCACCUCACUAAAAUAGUUCUUUAUCGAAUUAACUUGGUAUCAUAAGCUAAUAAGCUACUUUGCGGAUAGUGGCUCAGUUUCAGUAUAAGCUGGGUUGGUUUUUUUUGGUCAAACUUUAAGUCUAAAAAGUUAGGAAGGCAGAUUUAGGUAUGGUCAAGCAUAUUAGUGUGUGCAAGGAAGCAUCUGGGUUCAGUGUUUGAACUUUAAAGUUCACACAGUCUCACUUUGUGCUUGGCUUUUUGUUUCCACAUUUGGGUUAGAUCAGCCCUGGCAAAGUUAAUUUAACCCUGAAUUAAAAUGAGUUCUCCUCCUGGUUAUUUAUGCUAAUUUACCUGAUAAACCAAUGGCUUAUUAGGUCUAAAUCAUCAAUAAUAAAUGUAACCAGCAGGCACCUGAAGUGUAAAGUAGUAGAUUUUGUAUCCAAGCUGCUACAGAGGAGCAAGCGUGUCUGCUUUCUAACAACAAUUUUAUCAGCCAAUAUUGCAACAGCUAUGAAUGUCUCUCUCUCAAGACAGUUUUGAUAAGACACCAUGUAAUGACCAUGUCACUUUAACGAAUCAAUGAAUUAUCCAAUACAGAACCGUUGUCAGACCUCACCAGGUUGAAAUUAGGAUGGGAAUGUUUCCACAAGCCUGUAUAUUUAGUUUUAUCAUUUACAACCAUAGCCUUAAGAUGAAUAAUCCUAAAUACAUUCAUACAUGUUCAGCAUCACCUCCAGCUUUGAGGAUAAAAGAUCAUAUAUCAUCCAUACAUGCACAUAGAAACUACAUUCACUUCAAAUCCUUUUACUUUUGUGUUCCUAAUAAAUCUUCAUUUACAUACUAUAGAAACAAAUUCUUCUAUAGAGUAACCCUGCAUAUCAUACGUGCCAGACCAGGCUUCGUUGUGUCUGUUUAAAGGCUCUUUGGGUUCAAAUGUAGGUGAGAGAGAUUCAGAGGCCUGUGGUGCCCCCGUGUGGAGUGGAGCAGCAUUCCAGUUUUAUGUUCUGUAUAGGUUAGCAUGAACUAUGAGGUGUUGUGUUGCAGUAUAUGGUAUGAGUGGGUGUAAUCCUGCAUCCCACAAGAUAUGCAAAAACAAUGCAAUAACUAUGACUGUAUACAAGGUUCCCGAAGUAAAUAUACUUGUGAAAGUGAAAAAAAAAUCAAGAUCAUGACAAUGUUUUUUUUUUUUCUUCCGUUUGUUACAUUUUUAAGUAAACUCAGUGGUUUCCAUGCCAGAGAAACCUAACAUACUUGAAAUCAGGUACAUUGCAGUGCAGUAUAGUAAAGAUGUAUUUAUUUAUCUUUCUCGUGCCAGGGUGUUGGAUCUGCAUCUGCAGUCAAAAAUGUGUGUUGAUACAGUGACGUGAAAUUGGUGUUUUUGCUUGUGGUUUGACAUCCAUGACAUCAACAGAGACCUGGAAUGAACAGCUGAACAUUUAUUUUGAUGAUUCAGCAGCAAAAACAACUCACUUCACCUCCCUGACUCAAUAUGUUUUUGAUUGUAUCCUUUUUCUCUCGUUUGAUUCCAGUUAGUUUUUAAAUGGAUUGAGCUACAUGGGUGUACCAUCAGUAUUGCAUGAGGUUCACAUGUUGACAUUGAGCGUGCCAGGUUUUGCAGUCGUUUUGUUUCUAUCAGGUUAAGUAUCAUAUCACAUUAUGACAGAGUAGCUAUUUCUAUUUAGUGUACAUAUGAUUAAAGUCAGUAUUUCUUCUUUAGAUAAACAUCUGACUGUGGACAGCAGUGGAGGGGUAUUUGGAAGGUGAUUUUGCAUAUCUUGUGUCUUAUGGGCUCUUCUGAUUCUUAUGCUUGAGAUGGACAGAGCUCGUGUUUAUAUGAUUGUUGAGGAAUUGAGAGAAAAAGCAAACUGAAGUAUUUUUACUCCCCAGCUUAGACAGGCGUCGCUACUUAUUUACCUACGUUUUUCCAGAGUCUCUGUCUUCAGCUUCUAUCUUUUUACUCGUCUGACAUGUGGAAGAUGGACAGGUGGGAAUAAUCUUUAUGAAAUGGACAAAAUCAUUACCCAUAAUUAGUUUCUUUUACAAAAAAAAAUAUUGGUGGAUAAUAUUAGAACACAGGCAGCAUACACAUGUUAUUGCUUACUUGCUAUAUUCAAGCACAAAGUGAACAAUACAUGAAGACAAAACUUUAAAUCCACAGGUUAACCUGAAGCUGUUUCCCAAUUCUAUACCACAAUAAUUCACAAAGGAAAUGUAGAAAUGAAAGGGGUCUGUCCUAGCAGUUUUUAGUGUUGGCAUUGAAUAAAAUUGGGGGAAUCAUAAUAAAAGAAGAGUAGAAAUUGAUCCUCCAGAGUCACAGAAGACAUUAUACAUCUCUUUUUACAGGUUUAUAACAAGUUAACGGGCAUUGUGUAUGUGUGUCCCUUUAAAAAACUAAUUACAGAUGGCAGUACGACAGUUCCAGAAAGUUUACAAAUAAAAUACUCUCUUCUAUUAUUUUGAAGACAUUAGACAGCCGUGUAUUGCAUAAUUUCCUGUUAGUAUAAAAUGUUUAAAGUAUUAAAUAUGCUGAUUUCUUAUACCAACUGCAAACACAUACACAUGGGAUUUAGUAUACAGGUAGUGUGUAGUAUGGAAUUGGAACAGUCCUUUUCAACAGCUGCAAAUCACAUUGUCCACCCUGAGCCAGGUCUGUACGCUGUAGAUAGUUGUAGACUGCAGCUGUGCCUGCUGGAUGUCCACCUUCAGCUAGCUAGAGUACAACCACACCCCUCUGCCGUAAAGGGUGCACUUCAAAUUCAAGUGAUUUCUUCAAGCGAAAGCAAGGAUAGAGAGAAUAAAAGCCGGAUGACAAUCUAGUGUUGAUGGAUGAUGACAAUGGGAAGCAUUGAGGGUUUGGUCUGAGUAAGAAUAUUGGAUGAAGAGUAUUUUUUGGUUUUAUUUCAUCAUGUUUGAAUUUCAGGGUAGUCUUAAGUUCUGACAUGGUGAAUUAUAUAUCCAAGUAAUGUUUUAUGUGAUGUGCAUGGGUUUCUCUCUCUAGGGAUAUAAAGUAUUGGUCCUAUGUGAAUGAUAAUAUCUUUUGUCUCACCACUAGCCAAUGAUUGUAUAUUUUUAUAUACCGUAUACCAUACUAUAGCAAAGAUAUAUAUGAAUAUAUAAUAUUUAAUCACCAGAAUGUUAGAGUAAGGAAAGGGCAGGACACUUAUUUGGGAAUGUAGUUAUUGAAAUACUGGUUAUGAAAAUGUGUUAUAUAGGCCUACUGACUGUCAGUAUGAAUUUAUUGAACAAAGUCCCACUUUAUUGACUGUAUUUUUGACCAAAAGGAACCAGCAGGGAAUAAUGUAGUUAUAUUUACUGAAGAAGAAAUAUUGUAUGUUCAAGCUGAUGGCAUAUACACAAUGGGCUUGGAUGAUUCCCAGACGAUGUGGCGUUUCAGUCCUUACAAAUAUGACUCUAUUUAAAUAUGAUUAGCUGCAGAACACACACAACAGAAAGGCUACUUCACAAUUUGAAUCUUCUUAAAUACAGGUAAGUAAAUCCAUUACCAGUGCUGUGGCUGUGGAGGCUCUUUGUUCAGCUUUUGAGGACACUAAAGUAUAGAAAUUAAUGCUGCCAAACAAUUUGACACCUACUUUAAGCUAAAAUGCAUUUGCUUAUGUGUUUGUUUGUUUUGCGUGAAGUGUUCUGAAAGACAUUAACCAACCAGCAACCUGUCAGUGCAGGUCAAAGUCUGGACAUUUUUCCUGCUGUAGCACCGAGAGAUCCUUCUCUCUUUCACUAGUCCUACAUCAGCGACACACACACACACACACACAUAUAUACACUGUAAACUCAAAUGCUUUUUUUAAGCUAUUAAAGACAUCUAACCAAAAAAAAUCCGCCAAUUAAGGACUAGAUCUCUCUAUGCUUUAAGCCAUUACAAUCAUGUAGCUUCAAUUUGUUUUCUUCCAAGGAAGAAAAUUAGGAGACUUGGACUACAUCUGAACGCAGACAGGGAAGUUCAGCAGCUGACCAACUUAAUAAUUUUGUGUGUUUAUGCAGCAGAGUAAAAUGACUUGUUGGAUUUAGGCUGGAAGAGAAAACACUUUGUUUACGUGGAAGAGCUGCUAUAUAUGUGAAUAUAGUUAAAGCUGCUCAGUUUUAAGAAAAGAUGUCAUCCAACAUGUUUUAACAAAAAUAGUAUUUUACACACAUAUACCAUUUAAAAAAGAAUUAGAGUUGUGUGUUAAUCCUAAACUAUACACAGACGUGUGUUACGUAUCAGAGAGAGCGAGGCUGGAAAGCAGGAGUCGUGUUAUUUCUCCCGUCUUGGUCAUUCAGAUUUCCUCAUGUGGAUCUACCUUCAGAUAUAUUUUCUAGUAAACAGAAGUGUUUGUUGAUCAUUGUUUGAUCCAGACAAAACUAUUUUAAGAGGACUAUUUUGAAUAUAGAUUUUUAUUUUCCUUUUUUUCCCAGGUAAAAAUCAGCAUAGCCUGUUGUAGGAGUCUAAUUUAUCAAAUUAAAUCCAAUUAAAAUAUGAAUUCCCUUCUCUAGAGAAACAAGAGAGGAUUGUCUCUUUGUUUGUCUGUUGUACAAAUGUUAUUUUGACACCAAUGCUGAUGAACGCUUUAGGAAAUGGAACAGAAAGUGAAAGAAGGAAUAUAUUAUAAAAUACAAGUUAGUGCAAGUGUCUUCUAUUUUAGAUAUAUAUAUAUAUAUAUAUAUAGAAAACAAUAUCUGAAUUAUAAAAUAUUGAAUGAAAGAAAUCAAAUUGAAGGAAAAUGCCCACUGUUAAACUCAACAUACUGGCAUUUUCUAUAUACCGGACUGACAGGACAAAUGUUUUAAUGGCUUUACCAUCAGCUGAAUGUUUGCUUUUACAAAUCAUUAUCGAUAAGUUUCCUUUGUGUGAAAAUUAGUCUUUGUCUCUUUGUUGCCAGUGCAAAAGUAGGAUUAUAGGGAGAAACAAAAUACAUGCAAUGGAAUUACACAUUAUAUCGGUACGUAUUUAGACAUCUGAAGGACUAAUUAUAAUCUUGAUUAACUGUCAAGAAAUUAGGCACCAGGCUGGGAGGUUAUGUUAAUAAGGACUUUUUGUGUGCACACAUUCAAUUUACUGCUUGCAAAAUUUUAAUAAAUUUGUAAUAAUUCAUUUUGGAGGAAAACUUAUUCUGGUGUCAGAAAGUUUUGAAAUCAUAAUCAGUAUUGAAAAAAUCUUAACCCUCUGCUGCACUGGCUCAUAGUGACACUCAAACACUCACAGACGCAUGUGGUGAGGAACAAAAAAUAUGAAUUAUUUACAACCCUCUUCCUUUUUCCCGGGGCUGGAGAGCCCUAACCAUUAGCCAAAUAAAUAAUAUUUGCUUGUCCGAUAGAUGUAGAGAUAACAUAGGAUAGUUAAGAUAUAACUUACCCAUUGUGUAGCAGCACCUACAGCAGCACCCAUAUGUGAACAUUUAGGAUGACUGUUAGUAUUGUAAGGACCUCGAAAGCCUUGUGUUUAUCACUCAUUCCUUCUCUUACUGUUAUUUGUACACUUAAAUUAAUAAUAGAUCAUAAAGGUGAUCCCUGUUUGCACAUGUUGGAGUAUCUGACACAGAGAUUGCUCUUUGUGUUUCACUUUUUUUGGAGAACGCUGCACCCACAGCCUAUUGAUUGAGGAGAGGAGUUUUCUGUACCAGCUAGUGUUUCUAACAGUGACUUUCUUCAGGAUAUUACUUCAGCUAACAACUCUCAGCUCUAGAGGUGUGGCAGCAGCUUUACGGUGCAGUGAAACCAUAAAUGGUUCUGCACCUGCUACUUCUCUCUCUUAUUUCACUGAUAAGAGCUACUUAAUGUUGCACCAUGAAUGAUAAUGAUUUCAUCCCUUGAAUGUAGGACGCAGUGAUGCUCAUACAUAUCUGAAAAAGCCACAUUUAGUGUUUGAAAGUUGGAUUUCGGUUACUGGUUUAUGUUUGGAUAUAUUCCUUUUUUUAGAAGCCCUUAAUGGAAGAAAGUAUUGGAAGUUUCAGCCAUCUGCCUCAGUUUUGAUCACCACAGACAUAAAAGAUCUGAUUUGACCUCUGCGCAGACACAUAGGAUCGCUCCAAACCUUGAUUCCAAGUGGUUUCGUCUCGCUAAGAAAGACACAUUUAACCACAAAAGAGUUAGAAACAAACAGGUCUUGUAUGCCUGUGUGUGUAAAAGCAGCUUUAAUGAAUGACUUGGCCCAUCUGAGAGCAUCGGCAGUGUCGUGUACAUUAUCAGUGUUUUCUUCUGUGAGCUAUUUCUUGCUGGUGUGGAAACGCCUCUUUAACAGCAUGCAGGCGUUAACAAAAAUCUUUUUACCCAGGCCUUUUGCCAGCCUGACGAUAUCAAUGGCAGGGGAUCCACGGCUCCAUAUACAGUAGUGUUCAACGAAAAGCUUUUCUGUUCCUUAUUUACUGGGUAAAUGCCAGCAGGGCUGUGCAGCUCUGUUCUCCACUGGUCAGUAGUGUCUUAUGAUCUUGUUCAUAGUCUUAGUUCACUACUCAUGCAAAGUGUUAAAGGGCCUAUGACAGGAUUGAGCUGUUUGUUUGUUUUUGUUUGUCGGAGAGAAAUCUGUUGUUAAUCCUCGAGUUUAUUUUGUACGGAGAGAGGUGUUCACACAGAGACCAAUUUGUUGUAAUAUUAGUAGUGACGCUACUGUUAAAUGUAGUAUUUAAUAACAGCACUAUUUAUGGUCAAAAAAAUGAACUAGAGUGUGUUAUUGUACUUGCGGUAGCUUUGGAGGCAGGUGGCCAUUUUGUAUCUGAGUUCUUUUAACAUCCAUGCGAGGGAUUUCAUUGGUUCUGAGGUUGCUAAGUGACACUGGCCCAACAUCAUUUGGUUUCCUCAGUUACCAUUCGUCUCCCCGGUGACGACUGCAUGGUCUCACAGUGGACACACCCUUUUUUCUUCUUCUUCUGCUUCUCUUUCUUUUUUCUAAAGGAGAGUUCUUGAUUUUUUUUUCAUUCAUUUCAUUUUAGAUUUUAGAAAGGGAAAGAAUACAAAUCAAAUGAAUCAGAAUAUUAAUUCAAUCACUUUUUCUACUCCUAUUUUCAAUAAAAAGUGAAACGAAAAACCAAACAAAAAGUUGAUUUGUAAAUAAGUAAUGUACAGUUUGUAUCUGUAACUUGUCAGUCUGUCAUUGGUGACAGAGUCUGUCUUGCUUAUAACGCACGCUACCAGUAAAUAAAAAAAGGAAAAAGUAUAUUUAGACUGUAUGGUCCCUUGAAAGCAAGUUUUAAAUUAAUAUCUGAUGUAUAUUCCUGUAACAUUGCAUUUUUAUCUGAGGAAUGAUGUUAUUAAAAAAUUGCAAAUAAAUUGCAUUUCCUACA
Molecule: messenger RNA, 18955 nt
Organism: Dicentrarchus labrax (European seabass)
Lineage: Eukaryota; Metazoa; Chordata; Actinopteri; Moronidae
Gene: cacna1c
Product: calcium channel, voltage-dependent, L type, alpha 1C subunit
Exons: 53
Coding region: 938-7864 (2308 amino acids)
Biological process (GO): calcium ion import across plasma membrane
Cellular component (GO): membrane; voltage-gated calcium channel complex
Molecular function (GO): high voltage-gated calcium channel activity
Source: RefSeq, a predicted model, not a curated record